AUGGGCGAAACCCCGGAAACUCUCAAGGCUGCGGCGAACGCUCUGUUCAAAGAGCACAAGUACGCCAAGGCGGUCGAGGCGUACAGCCGCGCGCUGGAGGUAUCACCCAACAACGCCAUCCUCCUGUCCAACCGCGCGUUCGCACACGUCAGACUGGAGAACUACGGCAGCGCCAUCGAAGAUGCGUCCAAAGCCAUCGAGUCGGACCCGAACUACAUCAAGGCGUACUACCGCCGCGGGACGUCGCAGUACGCGCUCGGGCACCUCACCGAUGCCCUCAAGGACUUCAAGACGGUGUGCCGGAUGCAGCCGCAGGACCGGGACGGGCGCAUGAAGCUGAAAGAAUGCGAGGGCGCGCUGCGAAAGAAGAGGUUCGAGGAGGCCAUCGCCGCGCCCGAGGAGGAGACGGUGAAGGUCUCGGCGACGGUAGACGUCGACGCCAUGGUCAUCGACUCGACGUACGACGGCGCGCGGCUGGGCGACGAUAAGGUGAUCACGAAAGCCUUCGUCGAGGACAUGAUCGCGCGAUUCAAGGACCAGAAGACCAUCGCUUUCAAGUACGCGUUUGAGAUUCUGAUGCAGUCAAAGGCCAUCUUGGAGGCGCUGCCAACGCUGGUGGACGUGCCGGUGCCGGAGGGGACGCACUUCACCGUGUGCGGUGACGUGCACGGCCAGUUCUUCGACAUGUGCAACAUCUUCGACCUCAACGGCCCUCCGAGCGCGGAGAACCCGUACCUGUUCAACGGGGACUUUGUCGACCGCGGGUCCUACUCGACGGAGGUCAUCAUGACGCUGCUGGCGUACAAGUGCAUGGACCCUUCCUGCGUCCACCUCGUGCGCGGCAACCACGAGACGGCGGCGAUGAACAAGAUGUACGGCUUCGACGGCGAGGUCAAGGCGAAGUACUCCGUGAAGCUCGCCGAUCUCUUCCAGGAGGUGUUUCAGUACCUGCCCCUCGCCGUCGUGCUCGGCGAGAAAGUUUUCGUCGUCCACGGGGGUUUGUUCUCCAGGGACGGCGUCACCUUGGACGACCUGCGGAAGAUUGACAGGUUCCACGAGCCCCCCGACAGCGGCGAGUUCUGCGAGAUGCUGUGGAGCGACCCCGGCCCCGCGCCCGGGCGGCAGCCGAGCAAACGCGGCGUGGGCGUCGCGUUCGGCGCCGACGUCACGAAGAAGUUUUUGGAGCUCAACGGCUUGGAGCUGGUGGUCCGGUCGCACGAGGUGAAGGACGAGGGGUUCGAGGUGGACCACGACGGCAAGUUGAUCACGGUGUUCAGCGCGCCCAACUACUGCGACCAGAUGGGGAACAAAGGCGCGUUCAUUCGGUUCGAGAGCGACAUGACGCCGCACUUUACGCAGUUUGACGCGGUGCCGCACCCUCCCUCAAAACCCAUGCAGUACGCCAGCAACAGCUUCAUGUUCCAGUGAGCGCGUCGCGAGUUCGUUAGACUCUAGUCUAUGAUAAUGCGAAUAGACCGAAGGUAGAGACU
Messenger RNA from Micromonas commoda, 1490 nucleotides. It is a transcript of the gene TOC64-2, whose product is annotated as chloroplast envelope protein translocase family. The coding region runs from base 1 to 1428 and encodes 475 amino acids. Gene Ontology annotation, molecular function: protein serine/threonine phosphatase activity; protein binding. Gene Ontology annotation, cellular component: nucleus; cytosol. Lineage: Eukaryota; Viridiplantae; Chlorophyta; Mamiellophyceae; Mamiellales; Mamiellaceae. The record is from RefSeq and is a predicted model, not a curated record. The transcript is spliced from 2 exons.